AUGAAUCUCGCAACCGUCAUUUCUGAGGUGAAUAUGGUGGGUUCAAACCCAAAAGAGUGGUGGAUUGACACUGGAGCUAUGAUGCAUGUGUGUUCUGAUAAAAAACUAUUUACGACUUUCGAAACAAUUGAGAACGGAGAGAAAUUGUUUAUGGGAAAUUCAACAACUUCUGAAAUCAAGGGUCAAGGAAAGUUGGUUCUAAAGAUGACUUCGGGAAAUGAGCUGACUCUUAACAAUGUGCUAUAUGUGCCGAAAAUCUGCAAGAACCUUGUGUCCGGGUCGCUUUUGAAUAAGUAUAGUUUCCGUAUUGUAUUUGAGUCAAAUAAAGUCAUUUUGUCAAAAAGUGGAAUGUUCGUUGAAAAAGUGGUUAUCCUAACACCAAAGAAGGUGAAGAUAGGCCCGAAAAUUGUAGAUUGCAUCUUCAUUGGAUAUGCACAUGACAGUAGUGCUUAUCAGUUUCUUGUGUAUGAAUCUAAAAUCUCAGAUAUACACAAAAACACGAUAAUGGAAUCGAGAAAUGCGUCAUUCUUUGAACAUGUAUUUCCAUACAAGUCCAAAGAAGAGGCAAGUUAUUCUAAACAGACAUAUGAUAUUAUGAUUGAAAAUAGUCAGGGCCAAGAACAAGAAGAAGAUGUUGAGGUUCAACCAAGACGUAGCAAAAGGGAAAAGACAGAAAAAUCUUAUGGUCCAGAUUUUCUGACCUAUAUGCUAGAAAGUGAACCUCAAAACUAUCAAGAAACUGUGAACUUCUCAAAGGGACCUCAAUGGAAAGAAGCCAUUAAAAGUGAAAUAGAUUCUAUUUUGCAAAAUCAUACAUGA
Fraxinus pennsylvanica is the source of this 819-nucleotide messenger RNA. Lineage: Eukaryota; Viridiplantae; Streptophyta; Magnoliopsida; Lamiales; Oleaceae. The record is from the annotation of a GenBank genome assembly.